Messenger RNA from Fukomys damarensis (Damara mole-rat), 4347 nucleotides. RefSeq names its product PHD finger protein 19 (gene Phf19). Gene Ontology annotation, biological process: chromatin organization; regulation of DNA-templated transcription. NCBI's taxonomy places the organism in Eukaryota, Metazoa, Chordata, Mammalia, Rodentia, Bathyergidae. Gene Ontology annotation, molecular function: DNA binding; chromatin binding. The transcript has 15 exons. Gene Ontology annotation, cellular component: nucleus. The coding region runs from base 35 to 1837 and encodes 600 amino acids. The record is from RefSeq and is a predicted model, not a curated record.
CGGGGGAGGAAGUGUCAGUUUGUGAACCUGCUGCAUGCGAGCCAGGCGGACUGGGACCUCGCAGCUCCCAGGGAGCCAGUGUCAGCGGAAGCUGAUGGAGAAUCGAGCUCUGGAUUCAGGGACUCGGGACUCCUAUGGUGCCACCAGCCACCUCCCCAACAAGGGGGCCUUGGCUAAGGCCAAGAACAACUUCAGAGACCUGAUGUCCAAGCUGACAGAGGGCCAGUAUGUGCUGUGCCGGUGGACAGAUGGACUGUAUUACCUUGGGAAGAUCAAGAGGGUGAGCAGUUCUAAGCAAAGCUGCCUUGUGACUUUUGAAGAUAAUUCAAAAUACUGGGUCCUGUGGAAGGACAUACAACAUGCUGGCGUUCCAGGGGAGGAGCCCAAGUGUAACAUCUGCCUGGGGAAAACAUCAGGGCCGCUGAAUGAGAUCCUCAUUUGUGGGAAGUGUGGCCUGGGUUACCACCAGCAGUGCCACAUCCCCACAGCAGGCAGUGCCGACCGGCCCCUGCUCACACCCUGGUUCUGCCGACGCUGCAUCUUCGCACUGGCUGUGCGGAAAGGUGGCGCGCUGAAGAAGGGAGCCAUUGCCAGGACUCUGCAGGCUGUGAAGAUGGUGUUGUCCUACCAGCCUGAGGAGCUUGACUGGGAUUCGCCUCACCGCACCAACCAGCAGCAAUGCUACUGCUAUUGCGGGGGACCUGGAGAAUGGUACCUGCGGAUGCUGCAAUGUUACCGGUGUAGGCAGUGGUUCCAUGAGGCCUGCACACAGUGCCUCAAUGAGCCUAUGAUGUUUGGAGACCGGUUCUACCUGUUCUUUUGCUCCGUGUGUAACCAGGGCCCAGAGUACAUCGAGAGGCUCCCCCUGCGAUGGGUGGAUGUGGUUCACCUGGCCCUCUAUAACCUGGGAGUGCAGAGCAAGAAGAAGUACUUUGACUUUGAGGAGAUUCUGGCCUUUGUCAAUCACCACUGGGAGCUCCUACAGCUUGGCAAGCUCACCAGCACCCCUGUGACAGAUCGAGGACCACAUCUCCUCAACGCUCUCAACAGCUACAAAAGCCGGUUCCUCUGUGGCAAGGAGAUCAAGAAGAAAAAGUGCAUUUUCCGCCUGCGCAUCCGCGUCCCACCCAACCCUCCGGGGAAGCUGCUACCUGACAAAGGCCUGGUACCAAGUGAGAACAGUGCCUCCUCUGAGCUGCGUAAGAGAGGAAAGAGCAAGCCUGGUUUGUUGCCUCACGAAUUCCAGCAGCAGAAAAGGCGAGUUUAUAGAAGAAAAAGGUCAAAGUUUUUGCUGGAAGAUGCUAUUCCCAGUAGUGACUUUACUUCGGCCUGGAGCACCAACCACCAUCUGGCCAGCAUAUUCGACUUCACGCUGGACGAAAUUCAGAGUUUAAAAAGUGCCAGCUCAGGCCAGACCUUCUUCUCAGAUGUGGACUCCACCGAUGCCGCCAGUACCUCCGGCUCCGCCUCCACCAGCCUCUCCUAUGACUCCAGACGGACAGUUGGCAGCCGCAAGAGGAAGCUGGCAGCCAAAGCGUACAUGCCCCUGCGGGCCAAGCGGCGGGCGGCUGAGCUGGGUGGACGCUGCCCUUCGGACAGCAGUGCCGAGGGGGCUUCUGGCCCCGAGCGGCCCGAUGAAGGCAUCGACAGCCAUACAUUUGAGAGCAUCAGUGAGGACGACUCGUCUCUGUCCCACCUCAAGUCCUCAAUCACCAACUACUUUGGCGCGGCUGGGAGGUUGGCCUGUGGGGAGAAGUACCAGGUGUUGGCACGGAGGGUCACGCCAGAGGGCAAGGUUCAGUACCUAGUGGAAUGGGAAGGGACCACCCCUUACUGAGCGCCCCUUGGGUGGAUGCCAGGAGCCCUGAAAACCAAAGGAGGGACAGCAGAAGCCAUAGGAUCUCAUAUUCCCCAGGCAGGGGCUGGGGAGGGAGGCAGGACCGAGAUGCAAGUGCCUGGCCAAAGGCCCCCCUGCCUGCUCACCAGGCCAAGGCCAAAGCCUGCACUGCUGCUGUGCCAUUGUUCUCGGGCUUACCUGGGCCCAUCAGCCCUGUGCCUGGGUCUGAGGUCUUGCUGGCUCUCUUUCAGUGUCUCUACACACUCCACACCCCUCAAACUCUUCACUAGUUCCUCCGAAUUUGCGUCCCCUUGGCUCUGUAACCCUUUCUCCUUAGGCCCGAUCUUUUUUGUCCCUGAGGCUCCAUCCCUGCACUUCUCACCCCUUUUGGGUGUGUUUACACAUCCUCCACAUGCACAUCUGUCCCUCCACUAGAGUCCUUCGCACCUGACCCCUGGACAGCAGUCCUCCCUGGAACCCAAGGGAGAAUGUCUGAAAGUGGAGCUUCUCUCCCUCCCUUUCUGCCACUUCCUCUUGGAAGGGUUGGGGGACAUCUCUGGGAAAACCCAUGUGGCGGAGACACUGGGACCCAGGACCUGGGGAGUAAAGAGCUGGGUGUCUGCUGCAGAAGACAUCAGCAUCAGGCCCCAUCUCAAGGGAAAGCAAAAGUGGGGGGAGGGGUGGGGCCAUUGUUUUUGCUGCUUCCGGAGAUAUUAGAAACUGACUCACUUGAUUGGAAAAUGGAAAGAAGUGCCUUGAUUAGGGCUGGAGGACAGGGGCACCAGACUGGUACUAGCCUUGCCAACUGCUGCUGUGGCCUCCAGCUUGGCUGGUUUUUGCAGAUCACCAGCUGGAAGGCGAAAGGAGGUAGAAGAGAAGCAGCAGCAGGACAGCAGGCCUGAGAAGCUUGUUUUUCCAUUACCAGAACCACCCUGCUGCCUGCCUGUGAGCAGUCGGGGGUCUCUGACAUAGAUUAGACAGCCUCUGCCUUAAACCUGAACUCCUACAGUGCCUUUCAAAGGGAUCUUGCCUCUCGAGCACAGCCUGCUUACUUUCCUCUGCUUCCUCGGCACAGCCCAGGCAGGGACAAGUAGGCGCUGGACCCAGAUCUCAGCCCCACAGCUGCUGUCCCUGAGCCCCCCCAACUGGGGCCAGGUGGAAGAGGAGCUGGGAUCCAAUCUGUGGCUUCCUGCUGGCCUCAGAGCACAGCAAGCUCACAGGCCUGCUUUCAGACUCCUGAGAAAGCCAGAUGUGUGGGGCCUGUUUCAGCACCUUCCCUACUUGGGCUCCAGGGAGACUCUGGCCCUGAAGGGGGCCCACUUGGGAAGACAGCACAAGGCCUAACAAGGUCACCUGACCCCUACCCCAGUGUUUCCUUCAUACCAGAUAAUAGCUGCAUUACUGCCAACUGACCUUAUAACCCUGUGCACCUUCUAAAAGAUCAUGGUUUUGAAUUGCUGCUUUUAAUAACAUUUGUUAUAUUAAAGUUAUAAUUGAUGUGUCUGGUUUACAAUGUAAAAAUUCCCUUUGAAAAAUCCUGUUUUCCUGAUAGCAGCUGUUGGACAGCAGAAGGAACUGGCUCUGGUUUCUGCUGUGGCUUUGCGUAGGUUAAGCUUAGGGGGAGGGCUGGACUCUGUCCUCUGGCCACCCCUCCACUCCUGCCUACAACAUUCAACAAUAUUUCUGUCCUUAUUGCCAGAGACAAUACUUGGAAACUUUACUUGAGUCCCUGACCCAUGGGGGGGGCAUGGAUUAACUGAGGAGCAGGAAAGAUGGGAAAUGAACUCAGAAAUAGACCCCAUUAAAAUGUGUAAAAUACAGGCACUACAAACUUGGCUCACUACACCCAGACAGUUCUAGAAACGUGAACCAGUUCUAUGGUACAACCUGGCUGUGCUGGUCAUAACCUGUAACACUGACCAUCCCAGCAGCACCUGGCUCCCCACAUGUUGGGAGGGAAACUUCACACCUUACUGAUUAUUACUUUAAGCCUGUAAGUUUAGGGUAGUUUGGAGAGAAACACAGAUUAAAGGGGUAAAGAAUAGGCCAGUUGUAUAGAAAGGUGAAAGCCAUGAGAUUAGUUGAAUUCUAAUAGUUCCAGGGGUGAAAUGUAGCCUAUUAAUCCCCACUGGAGGGUCUAGUUGUGUUAAUAAGAGGUGCCUUUAAACAUCUGCAUUAACUACCACUCCUGCUGCUUCAACCUUUUAGUCUCCUUUGGCAUAAAACCACAAUGGCAGCUGGGAUGGGAGGAUUAUUCAUUCCUUUGGCUGAAAUAGGUGGAAUGAAAGAAAUGACUUGUGCUAGGUGUUGAAAGACCUCAGUUGUAGCCCAAGUUCUGGUCUACCGUGAACAACACUCAAGCCUCCUAAAGCCUGUGACCACCUGGCCUCCUCUGUGAUCUGGACCAGCACUUGCAAAUUCACAGCAAGCAUUUACCUUUGGGGUUUUGGAACAAGAUAUUAGAAUUCUCAGAAAUUCCCCAAACUCAUUCUUAAGGUACUUUAUUCCUU